GUCACAAGCUCGGGAGAGUUGACGUGUGACAUGGCUGGGCAGAGAUUGAAUCCGAUUCUUCCUCCUGCUCUUUCCCCCUUUUGCCCCCAAAAGAACUAGAAAGAACAGAUUCUUUACUUCAUAUUGGCUGCAUCUUCUUUAUCUUCAAAGCACGAGCGACGCCAGAGGAAGAAAAGAAGCAGAGCAUCAAAAUGGCGGGGACAGACAGAAUCGCUUCGCUCUUUUGAAUCAGGCACGGACAUAAGUUUGACAAUGGCAAAAGCAAUUGCUACGCACUUAUUCCCUCGAGCUUAUAUCCACCGCAUUCGGAUGCGGCCUCAGAACGCAAAAGCUAUAAAAUUUCACGCUCGUAAAUGUGAAGUGAGCAAGCAAAGGAUCAUCGGAGUCGGUCGUGAACCACGGUUGGCGGAGGCCAUGAGCGGCCGCGCAAGUAAUUUUGCUCCGGCGCCAGCCCCUGAGCCAUCUCAAUGGGACUACUUCGAUUUUGAUCUUCUGAGCUACGAUGAGCUUCCGAGUCCGCCUCCGCUUCCACGGGCUCUUUCGUAUCGAACGAUUCCACCAGCGCCACCACCGACUCGGCCUUCUGUCCCGGAAAGAAUGAUGUCACGGCCAACUCCUUCUAGUUUAGCUGGCUUCACGACACCCAUCUCUCCCCUCAUACUCCUCGAGAAUGCCUAUGGGAGGCCCAGAGGGAUUGUCUAUGACCCUCCUCCGAGACCCAUCGGGCAGCCUAACGCUCAGGUCUUGUCUGAGCAAGGCCCCAUGUCGACAGCUGAUGAGCAGAAGGAGGCCUUAAGCAAGCUCAGGAAGGAGAUUUACAACCCCCGGCCAAAAAUGUUCUCCAGGAGACUAAACCUGUACUAUAGGGAAUAUGCUAAUAAAGGUCUCGGAAAUCAGAGUAGUUACCAUGACGAUGAUGAUAUCAAGAGAUGCGCGGUAUGCUUAGACGACUUCGAGCCCAGGAAAGAGGUGAUGGUCACCCCUUGCGACCAUAUGUUCCAUGAGGAGUGCAUCGUGCCAUGGCUGCAGGAUCACGGUCAGUGCCCCGUUUGCCGAUUUUCGAUCUAUGAACAGAGAAGGCAAACUCAACCGCCUAUUGCGACGGUAGCAAUCCAACCCUCGGGGACCAUGUUUUAUGUGCCUGAAACGUUCUUCCGGUGGUAAGGAUAGAGGAGAAAGGAAAUCGAUGAUUUUACUCAUUGAAAGAGGAAACAUAUGUAGCUUUAAACUCUGUACCUCAACAUCAGGAACACCUCCAAGGAAAAUGUCCCUCUCCAGUCUCUGCACCAGUCGUGCAGCUAAAAGGCAAGGGUACCGUGAUGCGGUGUCCAUUUAGGCUCCACGAGUCGUGCAUAGUGGUAGCCUCCCCUUUCGAUUCCCAUCCAGGGAAGAGGUUCGAACACGAGGCCCAAGUGCAAUUUCCAAAAUUUUCCUCUCUAGUCAAAGGAUGAAGACAGAGAAUGUCACUUUCCCAUUGCUCAAUCGAGAGAAAGUAUAAUUUAGAAAAAUAAAAUAGCAGUUUUUUUAUUA
Eucalyptus grandis is the source of this 1530-nucleotide messenger RNA. RefSeq names its product E3 ubiquitin-protein ligase RNF38. Gene Ontology annotation, molecular function: ubiquitin protein ligase activity. The transcript has 4 exons. Lineage: Eukaryota; Viridiplantae; Streptophyta; Magnoliopsida; Myrtales; Myrtaceae. Gene Ontology annotation, biological process: ubiquitin-dependent protein catabolic process. The coding region runs from base 253 to 1164 and encodes 303 amino acids. The record is from RefSeq and is a predicted model, not a curated record.